AUGACAACUGAUAAUACGCACGGGCUCUCUGAGUUCGAGAAACAACGCCUGGCGAAUAUUGCCGAGCGCGAUGCCCUCUUGAAGAAGUUGAGCUUGGAGGCGCAAUCUGUGGGCCUCUUCACCCCCAAACCCCCCGGCAGCAAUGCGCCGAAGCCGAAGAAAAAGGCGCCCCCAAAGCGCAUCAAGGAAGAAGAGUCCCCGCUGCCUCGGCGUCAGUCGUCACGUCUGAGGGGCCUGACGGCUGACAGUGAGGUUGUGAAGCGCAAGGCCGAAGAGCAGUAUGAGGCAGCCAGGGAGGCCGAGCGCGCUAAGAAGGUCCGAAAGACCGACUCAUACUCUGCGAAUGAUAUGUUCAUUGCUGGGCAGAAGCUCGACGGAGAUAGUUUGAUUGGUGUUGAUGUUGUGAACAAGGGUGUCGCAGAGCCCUACGUGCGGACUUUUGGUGAUGAAGACAUCAAGAAAACCACAGACAAGGAUUUGAAAGCGUUGCGUGAGGAAAUGAAUGGAUUGAGCUUGUGGAGCCAAUGGGACCCUCAAAGGAUCAAGAUCACGCCCGAGCGAGUCUAUGCCAUGGCAUUCCAUCCUUCCGAGACCAAGCCCUUGAUAUUUGCCGGCGAUAAGAUGGGCCAUCUCGGUGUCUUCGACGCAUCGCAAGAGAAGCCAGAAACAGGAGACGACGAGGAUGACGACGAUCCGGACCCGGUUCUGACCACACUCAAGCCGCAUACUCGAACGAUCAGUGCUAUGAUGGUGCACCCGUCACAGCCCACACGCUUGUAUACUGCGAGCUAUGAUAGUUCUAUCCGGGAGCUGGACCUCGAAAAGACUACUUCAGUGGAGAAAUAUGGCCCCGAGUCUACAAACAUCGACGAAGCACUUUCAGGGAUCGAUAUGGCCCUCGAGGACCCAAAUACGUUGUACUGGACAACGCUGAAUGGUACCUUUGGGCGUUAUGAUAUGCGCAGCAAGCUUUCAACGAAGACAGUCACUCAUUGGCAGCUUUCUGAGAAGAAGAUUGGUGGCUUUUCUUUGAAUGCGUCACAGCCGCACUACUUUGCGACAGCAAGUUUGGACCGGACAAUGAAGCUGUGGGAUCUCCGUAAGCUGUCGACUGAUGAGCCAGUACCAGUUGCCGAACACGAGAGCCGUCUCUCAGUCUCACAUGCUGCAUUCAAUGCGGCUGGUCAAAUUGCUACUACGUCUUACGAUGAUACGAUCAAGCUUUAUGACCUUGGGACGAAGGGUAUCUCAUCGUGGAAGGCAGGCCACACCCUCUCAGACAAAGAGUUCCGCCCUGACACUGUUGUGAGACACAACUGUCAAACUGGUCGUUGGGUAACCAUUCUCCGCCCUCAAUGGCAGAUGAACCCCCAAUCUCACAUCCAGCGAUUCUGUGUUGGUAACAUGAACCGCUUUGUCGAUGUCUACAGUAGCUCCGGUGAUCAGCUGGCGCAGCUUGGCGGUGAUGGAAUCACUGCUGUUCCUGCAGUAGCUGUAUUCCACCGUAGUAAGAAUUGGGUAGCAGGUGGCACAGCUAGUGGCAAGGUCUGCCUCUGGAUGUAA
Penicillium cataractarum is the source of this 1563-nucleotide messenger RNA. Its product is annotated as WD domain protein. Gene Ontology annotation, cellular component: nucleus. NCBI's taxonomy places the organism in Eukaryota, Fungi, Ascomycota, Eurotiomycetes, Eurotiales, Aspergillaceae. Gene Ontology annotation, biological process: regulation of DNA damage checkpoint. Gene Ontology annotation, molecular function: protein binding; DNA binding. The record is from RefSeq and is a predicted model, not a curated record. The transcript is spliced from 3 exons. The coding region runs from base 1 to 1563 and encodes 520 amino acids.